Molecule: messenger RNA, 2167 nt
Organism: Scatophagus argus
Lineage: Eukaryota; Metazoa; Chordata; Actinopteri; Scatophagidae
Gene: rab38c
Product: RAB38c, member of RAS oncogene family
Exons: 5
Coding region: 206-832 (208 amino acids)
Biological process (GO): vesicle-mediated transport
Cellular component (GO): trans-Golgi network; Golgi apparatus; vesicle
Molecular function (GO): GTP binding; GTPase activity
Source: RefSeq, a predicted model, not a curated record
GAGGAGGGCUUGAACGCACCACAGCGACCGUGUGGGAGUAGUAGACAGAAGCUGGGAGACGGCAGUGAAGUACGGAUUCAGAUUGUAAUAAGUGAUAAAGUAAGGCGACUUUUCGCACAUCUCGAUGACACUGGAUCACAGCAACAUUUUCCCCGAGUGCAUCGGCCGGAAGCAACAUUUCUUCUGCUGUCCAUGACUUUCUUCCAUGCAGCAGCAGGAGCUUCUGUUCAAAGUCCUGGUCAUCGGGGACUUGGGAGUAGGAAAAACGUCCAUCAUCAAGCGGUAUGUCCAUCAGAUCUUCUCCCAGCACUACCGAGCAACCAUCGGGGUGGACUUCGCCCUGAAGGUGCUGCAGUGGGACAAUGACUCUGUGAUCCGGCUACAGCUGUGGGACAUAGCAGGACAGGAGCGAUAUGGGAACAUGACUCGUGUCUAUUACCGGGAGGCGGUGGGAGCGCUGAUGGUGUUUGACGUGACGAGGGCCUCCACGUUCAACGCCGUGCUGAAGUGGAAGGAGGACCUGGACUCUAAGGUGACCCUGAACCAUGGGAGGCCAGUACCAGUUGUACUCUUGGCCAAUAAGUCAGACCAGCUGGCUUCCCAGCAGCCCAAACUGGACUCUUUCUGCAGGGAGAAUGGCUUUGUUGCCUGGUUCGAGACCUCGGCAAAGGAAAACACAAACAUCGAGGAGGCAGUGCGCUGUUUGGUCAAGCAUAUCCUGAAUAAUGAGGAGAGUCCGAUGACUGAGCGGGACCCCAGCACCCUUAUUCUAUCUGGGUACACUAAUACCACAAAGGAUCAUCUCAACUGCUCCUCAUGUGUGAAAGGGUGACUCCUGCCUGGUCACAGACAACCAGGAAGUGAACAGCUGUGAGGCCACAGCCACAGAGAUAGGUUUGGCUCAGGUACCGUUUGUCAAAAUAAAUUGCCUUUGUGUUACUCCAGUCUUAGCCCUCUGUGAGUAGUGAAUAAAAAUGUAAAGCAGGUAGAGCUUUGUACCAGUGUUCAUUAGCUACUGUAUGUUUACACUGCAGACCAACAUGAUGUCUGAACCUUGUGGUAACACACAGGACAGUGUCUUCUGUCCACCCAGUCCUCACAUUUGAGUGCAACUUACAGAUUCAGGUAUCAUUUACCAGCUGAAAUGUCCGAAUAAUAAAUAAAUGUGCUGACUACUCAUAGUGCCAGGUCCUAUUUUCUCCCCACAACAUUCAAUCAGUUGUCACGGUCAAGUCAUUGUCGUUAUUGUGCUUUCAUUGAUGUCGUUUGUCACUGUUUUUGGAAACUCGGUUUAAUUGGUUCCACUGGGUUUACAUGAGCAGGAGAUGAGCAAAUGUAUACUGUUCAGUGACUUGACAACGGUUAGCAUAAAACUGGACAGUUGACUUACCUCCAGUGGAUCGUCACAGCGCUCAAAUCUGUGCUCCAUCUGCAAAGGAUCACGGGUUUAUUUAAAAUAAAUCCCUUCAUGUAAUCAUUAAUGUUUGUGUAAUUGCCUGCUUAAACUGAAGACAUUUUCUCUCACACUGGAUCAUGAACUGAUGGACUGGAAAAUGUGUUCUUGCAUGCUACCCAGAAAAAGAAUCCGCUACAGUCAGAAAUAAACAGAAAUGCUAUGGAGGUAAUCGAGGAGAAUCACUUUAGCAGAUAUGUCUAUUAAAUCAACUAUUUAUUGAGUAGUACCUCCAUUACUACUCUAUACUAUAUAUAGUUUAAUUUCUUUCUAGUUAAAUAUUCAUUUCCAUUUCAUCGUAUGCAGUAUAUGUGUGGUUUCAAUCUAUAAUUGUUGACAUUUCAUCCUCAAAUGGUGGUUGUUUCUGUUGAUAACUUUCAUUGUCCUGAACCAAAAGACUUCAUGUCCUCUCAGCUCAGGUCAACAUUUUUCCCAUCAAAUUUGGAAAUCAGGCUCGACAUUGACUUGACUCAUAAACCCAGCAAAAGGGCUGAAACAAGUGAUUGAUCAUUGUUAUAAUCUGUGAGAAUUUGUUGCUUUUUUCUGUUUUACAUUACUGUAAACUAAAGAUUUGACUCAGAAUGGUAACUAUCACUUUCUCUGAAAGGGUUAGAACAACCCAGAAAACCAUUUAAAAACAGUUUGUGCUGUAUUUCAUCUGUAAUUCCAAAACCCAUCUAAUCAUUUGAAUGAAAAAAACAACCUCAAACAUUU